This is a messenger RNA of Apus apus (common swift), 3911 nucleotides long. Its product is annotated as nucleoside diphosphate kinase A-like. The record is from RefSeq and is a predicted model, not a curated record. Gene Ontology annotation, molecular function: nucleoside diphosphate kinase activity. Bases 2714 to 3544 code for a protein of 276 amino acids. Lineage: Eukaryota; Metazoa; Chordata; Aves; Apodiformes; Apodidae. Gene Ontology annotation, biological process: GTP biosynthetic process; CTP biosynthetic process; UTP biosynthetic process. The transcript is spliced from 5 exons.
GGUUGAGGCCGUGGCGGAGAGCCGGCCGGGGGGCUGCGGAGCUGGAGAAGGCUGAGCUCCGGCGCCCAGGCCUGCGGGGACCCACCGGCCCGCGGACGCGGCCUCCGGCGGGGCAGGAGCCCGGGGGGGACUGCGCAGUAAAUCUUCAUCGCUUUGAACGGGAGAUUUAAGGAAAUGCUGACAGUUCAGAUGAAAGCGGUAUUGUUUAUUUCUUGCUCCCGCAGAGGCAAGCUCCUCAAGCGGAGUUCUCCUGGCAGUGAUUUGGAAAUGAUCCCUAUGAAAGUACUUCUUUUUAAAUCCAUAUUUCUCUUUAGCACUUGUCCACUCAGAAAAACUUACCCUUUGUGUCUGCUGCCUGCCACAGAUCACAAUCUUGAGGCAGGAGGGAAGCUGCCUUUCAGAAUCUCUCUCUCCCUUUAGGUCAUACGUUGUCUCCCACCCACCUCAGUCUGAGGCGCUGAAGUGGUGGUUAUUGACGUGUGGGUUUUUUUUACUGAGCUUGAAUAAAUCUUGUAGGAAGACUGCAAACAGCCACAGCUGAGAGGCAGCUCCCUUCUGCUCUCAGGCCAAGGUUGGCAGGCUGUGUGUAACUGCAGGGGACUUUCAACCUAGGCCUCGCCACAUUAUUCAUGUGUAACACUGCAUAAUGUGAGGGCAGCUCUAAACAACUGCAGGUUAUUGUGAGGAUAAAAAUACCAGUCAUCUUGAAUUACAGCAGAGUUCACUUUUUCUAUGCAGAGUCUGAUGGUUUUUGCCAUCAUAUGUGGCUAAAUGCACAAAUACAUUAGCUCAGAAGAUGUUCCUUCUGACAGAUGACAAAAAUGGGUCAAGGUGUCUGCUGACAGCCUUUAAGGGAAGGGUCCCUCAGGGUAGGCUAUUUUUAUCCUGUUUCUAUUAGCAGAAUUGAUGGAUGUAGUUUGCUUGCACAGCUGGAGUGAGUCCAUGACUGAACAGGCAGGCUGUGGCCACUGGAGUUGCAGUCAGACUGCAGAGGACAGGUAGAAGAGAGCCAUUUGUGCUUCUGCUUGAUUUCUAGUCCCCUGGGGGUUUCUAACAUGGAUAAAAGAAGUAUGUAAAAAGACAACAGAAAAAUUACCUGGGAGCCAAAUUUUAAGUGGUGUAAAAAUGUAUCUUAUUUACAGUCUUUCCAUUGUGAUCACAUAUUGUGAUGUGCCCCUUGCAGUCAGUGUGAGACUAGAAACUCAAGGAUGGAUUAAAAACAGAACAACAUAUGGAAUUAUAUCCUAGUUGCUUGCCAGGAGAUUAAGGGACCUUGAUGACCUGUCAAUUUAGUAAACUAAUCAAGCCUGUGAAGCAGCACAAAGAAACCUGGUAGCAUCAUUGUCUUUGUAGCUUGUAGGCAGUGGCUGGCUGUGGUAACUACUCAAGUAAAAUGCCAUUCAUACUCUUGGGGAAGGAACUGCCUGAAAAAUAAAUUAGUUUUCUAGGUAAUAAGAGAAAUUAUAUUCCCUAUCCCUAGAAAUAACAGUUUAUUUGAAAGUAAAUUGAUUUGCAAUUUACCAGGGAAGAAAAUUAGCCCUUGAAUCAGUGUGGGGUCAGAAGAGUUUAACUGGGACUUGACCCAGAGGAAGAAAGUCUUGUAAAAGCUUAAUUCUGUGGUGCUGCAUAUCUUAAAGUGCAACAGAAAUUAGGCUAAAACCAGAUGAAUGUUAGCAAUACUUAGCUUAGUGGGGAGCAGUAUAGCCAGGAGCAAAAAUCCAUGUGGGGCUUACAAGCCUGGUUAUAAGAAGCGGGAGGUGCACAUCACGAAACACAAGUCCCCAUGGGAGCUCCCCAAAUGUUCUGAAUGCUACAGGGAAAGGCUGUUAGCUGAGGUCAUUAUAAAGCUGUGGCCAACAUGACAAAUCUAGGAGGUGUGUUUUAAGUUCUCCUGGAGUUUGGAGACUUUGACAGUCUUUUGCCUUAGGUCUGUGUUAAAAAUCUCUGCUGGGUUUAAGUAAUGGCUAAACGACUUGAGCUCAGUAAUUAUACUUCAGUCAUUGAAGACUUUGCUGGUCUUCCUCUCCCCAUGAUCAGUCAAUUUUUAGGAAAUGAUUUGUCUAAACUGAUGACUUCUUUGCAUUGUAGGUAAAAGUGUAAUUUUCAAUGUAAUCUGGUAAUUUUGGUAGAAUUUUCAACUAGCUGAAAAUCUGCUCAUUUAUACAUUAAAAAUAACAAGGAAAUGUGCUUCUGUGGUGGUUCAUGGCUAUAUAAUGCACAAUGUGCUCUGCUAAUCAUGGAUUAAUCUCAAAAGUGACAAAGAUGACCCUUAUUUAAUGAGGUUAAAAGACUUGGCAAAGAUCACCCAGCACUAUGGUAAAGCUGCAGACAGUGCUUGCCCACCUUAUGGCAAGGGCUAAGCUGUAAUCAUUAAAUGACAGUUUUAGCAAGGCUAUAAAUAGAUGUCCUUUUGCUGCUUUUAUGUGAGUAUUUUUCUAAACAUCCUGUUUCUAGAGACCUUUUUAAAAUUAAGUACUAUUUUGACUUAAUGCGGAAGGGCUACAGCAUUAGAGUUUAUUUUAGUGGUAUGAAACAUCUUUAAUGUGUUUUGAAACAACAGAGUAUAGUGGAUUGACAUUAUUAGGAGAAUACGCAGAAAUUCUAAGUCCAAAAUAAGUUAGAGGGGGACUUGCUAGAAUGUACAGUGCUGUGUUUUUUUAAGAAAACAUCUUUCAUUAAAUCAGACACCUUGGAAAAAUUAGUACAUCAUAGUAUGAUCAUACCUGGGAAAAAAAAAAAAGACCUUUGGAUACUAGUGAGCAGGUUGUUUGAGCAGGUGUUUAUGUCAGAUUCUCCUACCAGAACUAGAAGUCAGACAUGGAUGUGUGACAAGAUUGUAGCGAAGAAAUGGGGUCCUAAGGCAGGAAAAUCAUGCUAUCAAAAAGCUGAGCUUACUCCUGUUCAGCAGCAGCUGCUGAGUCCUGCCCAGAGGGAAGUGAAAUCCAAGUUAUUUUGGCUUCAAGAAGAGCCAGGGAAUAGAACCCAGGAAGUUCAUCCCAGUUUCAGAAACAAAGGCAGGACAGGCACGGAUUUCCUCUCAGCAGGACGUGUUGCAGAUGCAAGGACUCGGGAGUCCAGGACAAUGGCCUCCAUCUCGGAGCGCACCUUCAUCGCCAUCAAGCCCGACGGAGUCCAGCGGGGACUGGUGGGAGAGAUCAUCAAGAGGUUUGAACAGAAGGGAUUCAAACUGGUGGCCAUGAAAUUUAUACACGCCUCUGAGGACCUUCUGAGGGAACACUACAUUGACCUGAAGGACCGGCCGUUCUAUGACGGCCUGGUGCAGUACAUGCACUCGGGACCUGUUGUAGCUAUGGUGUGGGAAGGCCUUAAUGUGAUUAAGACUGGAAGAGUGAUGCUGGGGGAAACUAAUCCAUUUGAUUCAAAGCCUGGCACUAUUCGUGGUGACUUCUGCAUUCAAGUUGGAAGGAACAUCAUUCAUGGAAGUGAUUCUGUAGAAAGUGCUGAGACGGAGAUCAAUUUGUGGUUCACUCCUGAAGAACUGGUUGAUUACAGAAGCUGUGCUCAUGAAUGGAUCUAUGGCUAAAACUGAGCCUAUACCUUUUAAUAUCCUUCCUGUCUAUUAACACCUGCUAGUCUCUAGCUAUUUCCCAUCAUGUGAACUGAUAGAAACCUGUCUCAGAGAUCUGUGAGAUUGCUCUGUUGUGGAUAAUAAACAUAGCCAGUGUUUGCUGCUGCUUUGGUUAAAAAGCUGUCAAGCUAGAGAUGGAAUUGUACUUAAAAAAAGCUGCUCCUGAGGGUGAGAGGUAUGAGACUAAAGUAAACCAUUAAUUGUUAAUGAUACAGAAUACAUAUAUUUUCCUGAAAAACUCUGUAGUAAAAGAGGAUAUUUUGGUAAAUAGAAAAAAAACCCACAACGGUAAAACUUAUUUGGUGAAUAAAUUUGCAAAUGA